Messenger RNA from Fonsecaea erecta, 1572 nucleotides. RefSeq lists its product as hypothetical. The transcript has a single exon. Gene Ontology annotation, molecular function: carbohydrate:proton symporter activity. Lineage: Eukaryota; Fungi; Ascomycota; Eurotiomycetes; Chaetothyriales; Herpotrichiellaceae. Gene Ontology annotation, biological process: transmembrane transport; carbohydrate transport. The record is from RefSeq and is a predicted model, not a curated record. The coding region runs from base 1 to 1572 and encodes 523 amino acids. Gene Ontology annotation, cellular component: membrane.
AUGACCUCCCGAAAUACCUAUCUCGCGGCCGGCAUUGCCUGCAACACAGCGGCCAUGUUUGGCUACGGUACGGGCUACAUUGGAAGCUUGUUGGUUUUGCCUUCAUUCAAUCAUAGAUUCGGUCUCGAUCUUCUGUCGCGCCAUGCUCUGGCAAUGACGCAGUCUCUGGUGGUCUCGGUUUGGCUGCUGGGAGCUUUGGCUGGGGUGGUAGCUGCCUUGCCCGUCUGUUCUCAUCUGGGACGAAAGAUGUGUCUUGUCUGUUGUGCCGCCACUUAUGUCCUCGGAGCCUUGCUCCAACUGGUCCCCAGCGGCAAGUCGAUGGCUGCCUUUGACACUGGCAGAUUGCUCAACGGCAUCGGCGUCGGAGCCGGCACGCUAGUGACACCACUCUACAUAUCAGAAAUCUCUCGUCAUUCCCAACGCGGGAUGUUACUAGGCUCGUGGCAGGUUGGGAUCCAGAUUUCUGCCCUGGUCGGCUUCUGGGGCGGCUACGCUUCCCAUCGCAGUCUACCCGACACGUUGGACUUGCAAUGGGAAGUGCCCGUGGCCAUUCAGCUUGUGCCCGGGUCUAUCUUGCUUUUUGGGAGCCUGGUCCUCCCAGAAAGCCCCAUAUGGCUGGCGGAACGGCACGAUUCGGAAGCACUUCGCAGCGCGAUAGCAUGGCUCCGUUCCCAGGACGUCUCGUCGCCUGAAGUCAUCUCGGAAGCAGAAGAGCACUGUCAGACAGUGAUGGAGCGCAAGAAACAGGAAGCUUUGGGACCACGAUCGAGCACCUGGAGGGAAAUUAUCCGUCCAUCCAUUCGCAAACGGCUCAACUGCGGCAUCGGGCUGAUGACUUUGAUGACUCUGAGCGGCACCAAUGCGCUCAACUUCUUUGCCCCGACCAUUUUUAUGAGCGCUGGGUUCACCUCCACAUCAGCUUCACUCUUUCUGACCGGUGUCUUCGGCUUGGUCAAGCUGGCAGCCGCGCUGUCGUUCAUGUUUUACGUAGUCCACUUCCGAGGCCACCGGUUCUGGAUCAUAUUGGCCUCGGCCGUGUGCUCUUUUGCACUGUUCACUCUAGCCUUCUGUGUGCGGUUCUUCGAGACCACCACGAAAGGGCACUUUCUUGGCUUUUACCUCGACAACGGCGGCAUCCCCACGCUCCCCGGCGUCCUCGGGUGCAUCAUGGUGCUGAUAUUUGCAUACUUCUUCGGCAUCGGCCACGGACCCAUUGCGUGGAAUUUCUGUGCUGAAGUCUUCCCCGCGCACCUCAGUACCAUGUGCUGUACCAUCACCACCUGCACGCAGUGGCUCUUUCAGGUGGUCAACGCCGUCUUGACCCCGUUCCUUCUUACAACAGCUGGGUGGUACACCUGGAUCAUUUUCGGCUGCGUCAAUGCAUUCACACUAAUCUGGGCUAUCCUCUACAUCCCAGAGACAAGAGGUGUGCCGUUGGGCAAGCAAAUGGAUGCGUUGUUCGAAGAUGUCACGAUAGAGCCCACUCGAGAUGACGCAUCUGACGAAACCGAGGACAUGAUGGUCGUUGGCGAAGAGACACCACUACUAAAACCGCAGCGCUACAUGAAGUAG